CAGAGAGCGCGCAAAACACCCUAGCAGCGGGCUGCGAUUGGCUGAUCGAAGAAGCCGAGAGCCCACUGAUUGGCCGAGAGUGAAGCGCUACUGUAAACGAGCACGGACAACAACAAUAUCCGAGCCGAAAUGAGAUCAUACACACUGUAGCGAUAACAACAACCGGACUGGAAAUUUGCCACUCUACUGCUUGCGGCGAGAAGACAAUCACUUCGACUAAAUGUCACGAAAAACGGGAUCUUUUUUCCAUUAUUUUUGGCCGACGACGUUUUCAGAUGAGCACGACUCAACCUUAGAAAUAUGAAACUUAUAUAAAGUAGCAAUUACAGCUAUUGUUGUUGUUUGGGUGUGUCACAUGCCAUGAGGCAGUCAAUAUAUGUUGAGAACUGGAGAAGCUACUCUUAAUCGUACUGGAGAUAAGGAAUAGCAUCUAGGAAUAGCACUGACAACUGAGACGAGCACAUUCAUAUCUAUUGUCCUGGAAUCCGUCCAGAGCGCGUGCCACAGGACUUACAAUGGAUAACACAUUACAUGACCAUCAAGAUGAUUCCAGCACCUGGAAUAACAAAAAGAAAGGAAGAGAAGAGACAAUCAGAAACCAAGGACAACAUCAGGAUCAACCCUUGCCAAACAUUUCUCCUCAAGCAGGGCGUGUGCGGCUCUAUUCGGAGUCUCAGGUGUAUACGGUCAUCCGCUGGCAGGAAGCAGAGCCUCAGGAUGGAGCAGUGGCGGAGGAGAACGGAGGAACCAGAGAUGGACUUUCAUUCAGAGGUCGUUCUCAAUCUGCUCCUGCUGCGCUGUGGAAAGCAAAGAAGUACGGGCGACAGCUGAGGAGAAUGAGCGAUGAAUUUGACACAUGGCUCGACAAAGGGGUCAAAAGAGCGAACAGCCAGAAACAGAGCUACCGAGGAUGGUUCUCGUUCCUCUGGAGUCCCAAAGAAGAGGAGGGCAGAGAAUAAAGUUGUCUUGCUUUAAACACCAUAAUAACAGUUACCAGAGAGCUGCUCUCAGAUGAAGGCUGGUCUGAUCACCAUCAUGGCCUUUUUGUCAACCAAUGUGCUGAAGCUAGUACAAAACCAAUCUGAGAGAAUGGUAUAACGUCUGCUAUAAUGUACAUUUAAUUAAAGGAAUUGUCAGUGUUAAUUCAAUUUGACAAUCUUAAGGGGGACAAUCUCUUCUAAAAUAUACCAGUUCAUUGGACAAUCUUUCUAUAUUCUGAUUCAAAAAAAUGAAACUCUAUUUAAAAACUAUUUAUUGAUAUGUAUUAAAUUCAUAUUUGACAAAGAAAUGUGUUCUAAGAUGUAUUUUAUAGAUGGACAUAUAGGUGUGUGUUUUGUUGUACUAAAGGCUGGAGCGGUUGCUUGCAAAAUGUAAAUAGAAUUCAAGGACUGUGACACUGGAUAAAGUAAGUUGUGAAGUACAGGUUAGUGACGGUAAUAAUAAUACGGGUAAAGUUCUUUCAGUUCAUUUGUUGCUUCAUCUCAGGUUUGUUUGUUUUUUAAUGCCAAACUGUUGUGGUGAAGUAAGAUUGGAUGAAAUCAGUUGUUCUGCCAUCUCUUUUUAUGCUGACUAUACUUGGGUAUGUCACCAGGAAAACAAUUUCUCACUGCCUUUCAUGUGCAUAUUUCUUGAUUGUAGAGUUGUCUGUAGUCUCUAUUGGAUUUUUUCUUUUUAUAUUCCAUCUGCUGGUCUUGUAUGUAAAACAACAUUCAAUUUUUGCCAAUCGUAUGUGCAGAUGAACAGCACAAGUUCUGUUUCUGUACUAUCAGCCUUGAUGAUACUUUCAUUCCUUUUUUCACGCUCCUUGUACAUAUUUAUACUCGUCAACGUAGAUUGAGUAAUGGAUGAACUGUUUUAAUACUUUUUAAAACAAUCACAAGUUUUUAUCUUUUUUCUAUAAUUUUGUGGUCAAAAUAAAAGAUUUUCUGGCUGAA
Carassius gibelio (silver crucian carp) is the source of this 1934-nucleotide messenger RNA. Its product is annotated as bcl2-associated agonist of cell death. Gene Ontology annotation, cellular component: mitochondrion. Gene Ontology annotation, biological process: apoptotic process. The transcript has 4 exons. Lineage: Eukaryota; Metazoa; Chordata; Actinopteri; Cypriniformes; Cyprinidae. Bases 516 to 959 code for a protein of 147 amino acids. The record is from RefSeq and is a predicted model, not a curated record.